AUGGAUAUCGACUGCAAUGACUAUCUAAGGAUGAGAGAUAUUAAAAUAUCAGAACCAAUAUCUCAUCAAAAGAUAGUGCAACUUGAAAUUCUGAUCCAUUGGAUCUUUAUGAUUUCUGAGAAAAAUAACCUUAAUACGAAAACAAUAGAAUUGGCUGCAAUAUUAAUAAAGAUUUAUGCUUCUCAAAACUCGAUGCAACCAGAUAAUUUAAAAUUAUUGGGAAUAGCCUCAUUAAUGAUUGCAGUCAAAUUUAAUGAAUGUCAAACCUAAAUCAAUAUGAACAUAGACGAUUGUGCAUCACAAUGUAACUUUGAAUUUAGUUCUAAAUAAAUAUUGGAAAUGGAAAUGAGUAUUCUGACACUUGUGGACUAUGAUGUAAAUAUCACCACAAUAACUGACUAUUACAAUCAAUAGGCAGUUCAUUCUGAUCUUAUUUUGUUUGUCACUCUUGAUUCAGACUUCCUUUACUAUUAAAAAUAUGAAUUGUUUGAAGCUAUAACCAAUUUUUAUUCUGAAGAUACAGAAAAUAUACCAAUACAAAUUAAAAAUGUUAUCUAAAAAAUAAACCAGAAGAUAUAAAAAUUGACAUCAACAGAAAGUUAGCAAAUUCCAUCAAUAAGAAGAAAGAGGAUCUUCAAAAGAAAAUUCAGAGGUGCUAAAUAAUAAGUCACUUCAAACAAUAUGCAGUGA
This is a messenger RNA of Paramecium tetraurelia, 690 nucleotides long. RefSeq lists its product as uncharacterized. Gene Ontology annotation, biological process: regulation of cyclin-dependent protein serine/threonine kinase activity; mitotic cell cycle phase transition. Gene Ontology annotation, cellular component: cytoplasm; nucleus; cyclin-dependent protein kinase holoenzyme complex. The transcript is spliced from 4 exons. The record is from RefSeq and is a predicted model, not a curated record. Lineage: Eukaryota; Ciliophora; Oligohymenophorea; Peniculida; Parameciidae. Gene Ontology annotation, molecular function: cyclin-dependent protein serine/threonine kinase regulator activity.